AUGGGCCUUUGCCAAUUCUCCGGUUCGGCCACACAGAUCGCCGCUUGCAUCGUAGCGUCGUUGCCCGUGUUCAUGGCGGGAGUCGUGCUCGGAUGGCCGUCACCUGUCAUGGAGUACAUGUCGGCCGGACACGCGCCCCUGUCUCUUUCGUCCACGGAGACGUCGUGGAUGGUCGCCUGCAUUGAUGUCGGAAACUUCGCCAUGGCCGUGCCCGCGGGAUGGCUGAUGGACCGGAUCGGUCGCAAGUACGCCGUCGGCGCGUCCGCACCGCUAAUGUUCGCCGGAUGGAUGUUCAUACUGUUUGGCCGACAAGCAUGGUGUCUGUUCGUGGCAAGGCUGCUCCAGGGGUUUGCCGUGGGAAUCGCAUGGGUGGUGGUUCCGGCGUACGUCGGCGAGAUGGCCAGCAUCCGGAUACGUGGCAAGCUCAGCCUGUUAGUGCAGAUCAGCUACGCGUUGGGCCUGCUGUUCUCGUACUCGGCCGGUUGGCUGCUCGGCGAUUACACCGCACUAGCCGCCAUAUCGACCUGCCUGACGGUCGUGUCUGGCGCACUGUUCAUGUUCCUGCCCGAGUCACCGUACUACCUGAUGCUGGAUGGCCGACCGGAGGAAGCGGCCGUGUGCUUGUGGUCUCUGAGGAGUUACACGGACGAAGAUCUACAGACCGAACUGUUGACCGUCAAACACUCCAUUUCAAACGACAGGGAUAAAGGGAGCGUCAGAGACCUGUUAAGCAGAGACCGUCGCCCGCUGGUGAUCGUCAUUGUGUUGGCCGUACUACAAAUGGCCUGCGGGGCUAGCGUGUUAGAAGCAUACGCGGCGACCAUCAUGUCAGGCACGCAUAUAUCAGCCAACGCGUCCGCUGUGUACUUGGGCCUAGUCGUGCUGGUGGCCGCCGUUCCGUUCGCGCUGGUUGUGGACCGUUGCGGCCGUCGGCCACUGAUGAUCGUCUCGUGUUUCGGCACGGCCGCCUGUCACGCGGCCGUGGCCAGCGUUCUCUGGCGGCGAGACGUCGUCGGCCGUAGCUGGCAGCCGCUGUUCUGGCCAAUAGCUGGAGCCCAGUUCUUCAUCAACAUCGGCCUCAUGCCCUUGCUGUCCGUCGUCCAGUGCGAGUACUUCCCGUCCGACACCCGGGCCCUGGCCGACACGGCCGUCGUGUUGGCCGUCACGAUGACGUCCACAGUCAUGAUCACAAUCUACCAGCCGGUGGCCGACGCCCUCUGCGCAUCCGCCAACUUCGGUAUCUACUCGGCUGCUUCCCUAGCCGGCGGCCUGUUCUGUUGCCUGUUCAUGCCCGAGACCAAGCAAAAAUCGUUCGCUGAAAUACAAGUGGACUUUCACAAGACUAAACGGCACGCCAACAACGGAGCUCACACACUGUGUGAUUAUCAGGAGAUCUGA
Macrosiphum euphorbiae (potato aphid) is the source of this 1398-nucleotide messenger RNA. The record is from the annotation of a GenBank genome assembly. Lineage: Eukaryota; Metazoa; Arthropoda; Insecta; Hemiptera; Aphididae.